AUGCAAGCAACAUUGGUCGCAGUAUUGAUUUUCACCAUCGCUUCGAACUACCUGGAUGUGGUGCACUGUGACGGAGAUACCACGUCUGCAGCCACAGCCGGAUCAACCAAUAAACAACCAGCUGCAACAGUCACACGAAAAUCUGCGGCAGCACGCGGAAAACCAGAUACGGCUACCACCGUCAAGCAAACCGCACAAACCAAACCAUCGGGAAAAAAGCCGAAUCCAAUAAACCCAUCCAGAUCACCAGCACGUGGACGCAGUCCUAAUGCUCCAACACCUGCCAAAAAAUCCCAACCUCCACAACAAGACAAGAGAAAAUCAGUGAAGGCAUGAGGUGAAUGCACACAAUGUGUUCAAGGACAAUCUCUACACUUUUCAAUAUUUGUCCAGUGAUAAUUGAAUAAAAUGUUAGAUAUCAAACCUAGUACUUUGUUCUCGGUGGUUUGUCCACUUGCCUGUUUGUCUGAAUGCUGCUUUCAAAAAACAGCUUGUCAAUUUUCAACGAAUAUCGGUGCCUGUUUCGUACUGCCUUACACUAUAGGUGUAUAGUGAGUGCCAGCUCAUCUCGUCUGAAUGCCACUAGCUGGAUUUGAAUAAUGUUUCAAGACGACAUCAGUAACGGAAAGCAUUCUGUAUGCCACAUAUAGAAUAAUCUCUGAAUUUGUAAUCCCACCUGUACAAAAUAAUUCGGAACAUUAUUCCAUCGUUUGUUCUCACAUUUGUGUUCGUCUGACUCCAAAACCAACGGUCAACAUUGGACAGUUACUUCUACCACGUAUCUACUCAAUAAAUUUCUCGAUGCUUAUUUAUUCAUAGGCAACCAAUUAUCAUAAAUAACUCCAAUUAAGAUUCAUGAACAAUAUUCAUUACCAUCUGUUAUAGGGUGGAAAAUGUCG
Molecule: messenger RNA, 899 nt
Organism: Schistosoma turkestanicum
Lineage: Eukaryota; Metazoa; Platyhelminthes; Trematoda; Strigeidida; Schistosomatidae
Source: the annotation of a GenBank genome assembly